Apodemus sylvaticus (European woodmouse) is the source of this 2601-nucleotide messenger RNA. It is a transcript of the gene Mier2, whose product is annotated as MIER family member 2. Bases 188 to 1702 code for a protein of 504 amino acids. The transcript has 14 exons. Gene Ontology annotation, molecular function: histone deacetylase binding; transcription corepressor activity. Gene Ontology annotation, biological process: negative regulation of transcription by RNA polymerase II. Lineage: Eukaryota; Metazoa; Chordata; Mammalia; Rodentia; Muridae. The record is from RefSeq and is a predicted model, not a curated record. Gene Ontology annotation, cellular component: nucleoplasm.
CGCACCUCGGGGUGCGGCCGCUGAACUCCGGGUCCAGCCCCCAUCGGCGCGCUGCGAAUCGGCCACUCCGGUCCGGGAACUCAGCACGGCCUCCUCUCUGGAGAGGCAAAGUCCUCGUGUGGCCUCCUGCCUCGUACACAGCCUGUGUCCUCGGGAGCCCAGCUUGCAGACGGCGGCAGUGGUACCCAUGGGAUCUGCUGACCGUCAGUUCCACCUCGCUGAGCUCCUGACACAGAACUACAACCCCCAGGAAGGGCGUGCUGAGGCCCCGCAGGAUCCUGACAAGCCGGAGGCGGGGCUGGACAAGGACUUCAUCGACCAGAGCGCUGACAUGCCCCUGGACGAGCUGCUUGCACUGUAUGGGUACGAGUCGUCAGACCCCAUCUCUGAGCAGGAGAGCGAGGGCGGUGAUGCGGCGCCUGCCCUCCCAGACAUGACCUUGGACAAGGAGCAGAUAGCCAAGGACCUGCUUUCUGGGGAAGAAGAGGAAGAAACGCAGUCCUCCGCUGAUGACCUCACCCCAUCCGUCACCUCCCAGGAGGCCUCAGACCUCUUCCGUAACCAGAGUGGGUCCCGGUUCUUGGCUGGCGAUAAUGGCCCAGGAUCCUCAGCCUCCUCUGACACUGAAGAGGACGCGCUUCCUGCCAACAAGUGCAAGAAGGAGAUCAUGGUGGGGCCUCAAUUCCAAGCUGACCUCAACAUCCUGCACUUGAAUCGACAUUGUGACAAGAUCUAUGAAAACGAAGACCAGCUACUGUGGAGCCCCAGUGUGCUUCCGGAGCGGGAGGUGGAGGAGUUCCUGUACAGGGCAGUGAAACGGAGGUGGCAGGAGAUGGCUGGCCCCCAGAUCCCGGAGGGCGAGGUGGUGAGGGACAGUGAGCAGGCACUGUACGAGCUCGUGAAGUGUAAUUUCAACGUGGAGGAGGCGCUGCGCAGGCUGAGGUUCAAUGUGAAGGUGAUCAGAGACGGGCUCUGUGCCUGGAGCGAGGAGGAGUGCAGGAACUUUGAGCAUGGCUUCCGAGUUCACGGGAAGAACUUCCAUCUGAUUCAGGCCAACAAGGUACGCACGCGGUCAGUGGGCGAGUGUGUGGAGUAUUAUUACCUGUGGAAGAAGUCCGAGCGCUAUGACUACUUUGCCCAGCAGACGCGGCUGGGUCGGAGGAAGUUUGUCUCCUCGGGAACCACGGAUACUGAGCAGGACCUGGAUGCUCUUGACCCUGACGGCCAUGCCCGGCUGCAGUCGGAGGCAGGGGUGCCCGUGGAGCCUCUGAAUGUGGCCGUCGAAGCCGGUGGACUUGAUCAGCCUGGAGUAGGCUCGGAUGGCCUCCCAUCCUCGGAGCCAGGACUGUGUCCAUUGCAGCCGCUGGACGAAGCCCCUGCUGAGCUGUCGCUCCCACAGCCCACCAGCCUGGCCACCUCGGCUGAACACCCGCCGGCUGCGGCUGCUCCAGAGCCGGGCAGCAGCCCUAGGCUGGCUGUGGACCUUGCCCUACCUGAGGAGCUGCCCCUUGCGUCCAGCCCCGUGGACCUGAGCCAGGACACUGCAGAACCCAUGGCCCCGGCACAGGUGGCCUUGUCGGUCGCUGAAUUUGGACUCAUUGGCAUUGGGGAUGUGAAUCCCUUCCUAAGUGGCCGUCCAGCGUGCCCAGCCCCCACACUGCACUCGGAGCCCUUGUCACAGUGCAACGUGAUGACCUGUUGAUCCCUGGUCACUGUGGGUACGUGUGCUCAGAAUGGACGUGGCAGCACUGCCAGGCCUGCGAGUCAGUCUUCCUGACCCCCCUUCCCACGCAGGCCUGUGUGAAGUGGCCAGGGCCACACAGACCCCAGACCUCGGCACCCAGCACCGCCACAGCCCCAGGCUGCUGCCACCAUGCUGUGGAGUCACCUGGCAGCUGGGCUCAAAGAGGGCCCGUCCCAACAUGGAGCCAGCCACCGGCCCUCAGCCAGCAGAGGCUGGUCAGGCGGUGCUGCCUGGGGCUUUGGGCAGGACUCACCCCGCACCAGCAGCCUCCGCCCAGGCCAGCACCCUCCACAGGCCAGCUCUCUCCCCACCACAGCAGGGUCGUGGCCUCCAGCCUUGGCUCAGCGUGGGACUCUGGGGCACAGAGCCAUAUACCUCGCCCUGUGGCCGCCCUCUCUCGGCCCUUUGCCGUCUUCACUUCAGGAAAAGCCGCACUUUAUACCCCAACUGCCUCCUGCCUGCACUCCCCACCCUGUGCCGUGGUGGGGCCUUUGCAUCCCAGGCGCGUGAGGAGCAGAUGGUCUGCUCCCUUCUUGCCCCUCUUCUCGGGGCGUCUGGGGGCACAGCCCUGGAAGCACCACCCUGCCACCCACCUGUCCUGUGGGUCUCAUUUCUCUGGAGGCUCCUAGCAGGGUGGCUGGGUCCAUCAUGUCCUCGGCCUCCCUCGUUUUAUUUAUGUUGGUGUUUACAGUUUGGAGUGGGGUCCCUGGGCAGGCAGCUCCGCCGGUGUUGGCAGAGCGGUGCUGUUUGAGCCUGUGCGGCUGGACUUGACCGUCCCUCGCCCCACCGAGGACACUGUGAUGCGAGACUGCCUUUGCCCACUGCUAUUUUAUUUAUUAAACUUGAUUUGAAGCCCA